CGGCCGGUCAUUUAUCAUUCAUUCAACCUGAAGCUCGUCCACACACAACAAAUUUAUAAAAAUGGCCAGCGGAUCGACUACGCGUCCACGCCAGGGAGAAGUUAUACAGGAGUUCCUUGACGGCGGCUCUUAUAUCAGAGACAGCCUCAGGGAUGCUGUGACUGAACUUGACGAAAGACGAAACACCAAAGAGGAAGGGCAGAAGGCUGCGAAAGCGAUGGAAGCUUUGGAUUUGAGCAAGGCUGAAGGUUUCAAAGCCCAGGACGUCGAAUUCAUUGCUCAGCAGACAGGGCUGGACAAGAAGGACGCUGAGGAAGUUCUGAGAGCAGAGAAUGGCGACCUGAUCAAAGCCCUGUUGAAUUCAGUGCAACCUAGGCGAAGGGCGAACUCUUUGAAUGGUGAUGCUAUUCCCAAAUGAGACAAGGUCCAUUGGGCUAGAAGAUAGAAAAAACAUAGUAUAUACCCUAUCUGACAACAUAUAUGUACAAAAUAUAUCCGCACUACACCUCCUCCA
Cryptococcus deneoformans JEC21 is the source of this 514-nucleotide messenger RNA. RefSeq lists its product as hypothetical. Lineage: Eukaryota; Fungi; Basidiomycota; Tremellomycetes; Tremellales; Cryptococcaceae. Bases 62 to 418 code for a protein of 118 amino acids. The record is from RefSeq and is a predicted model, not a curated record. The transcript has 4 exons.